Equus quagga is the source of this 5886-nucleotide messenger RNA. It is a transcript of the gene SUV39H2, whose product is annotated as SUV39H2 histone lysine methyltransferase. NCBI's taxonomy places the organism in Eukaryota, Metazoa, Chordata, Mammalia, Perissodactyla, Equidae. Gene Ontology annotation, molecular function: zinc ion binding; histone H3K9 methyltransferase activity; protein binding. The transcript has 6 exons. Bases 105 to 1331 code for a protein of 408 amino acids. The record is from RefSeq and is a predicted model, not a curated record. Gene Ontology annotation, cellular component: nucleus.
GAGCCGCGGCCCCCGACUCCGAGUGCCGGCCGGGCAGGGGCGGAGCGUCAGGCCCGCUGAGCUAUCCGCUCCGACCGCGCCAGUUUGAAUGAAAGCUCCCCAAGAUGGCGGCGGCCGAGGCGCGAGGAGCUUGGUGUGUGCCUUGCCUAGUUUCACUUGAUACUCUUCAGGAAUUAUGUAGAAAAGAAAAGCUCACAUGUAAAUCGAUUGGAAUCACCAAAAGGAAUCUAAACAAUUAUGAGGUGGAAUACUUGUGUGACUACAAGGUAGUAAAGGAUAUGGAAUAUUAUCUUGUAAAAUGGAAAGGAUGGCCAGAUUCUACAAAUACUUGGGAACCUUUGCAAAAUCUCAAGUGCCCAUUACUACUUCAGCAAUUCCUUAAUGACAAGCGUAAUUAUUUAUCUCAGGUAAAGAAAGGCAGAGCAAUAACUCUAAAAGACAAUAACAAAGCUUUGAAACCUACCAUUGCUGAAUACAUUGUAAAGAAGGCUAAACAAAGGAUAGCUCUGCAGAGAUGGCAAGAUGAACUCAACAGAAAAAAGAAUCAUAAAGGAAUGAUUUUUGUUGAAAAUACUGUUGACUUAGAGGGCCCACCUUCAGACUUCUACUACGUUAAUGAAUACAAACCAGCUCCUGGAAUCAGCUUAGUAAAUGAAGCUACAUUUGGUUGUUCGUGCACAGAUUGCUUCUUUGAGAAAUGUUGUCCUGCUGAAGCUGGAGUUCUUUUGGCUUAUAAUAAAAACCGACAAAUUAAAAUCCCACCUGGUACCCCCAUUUAUGAAUGCAACUCAAGGUGUCAAUGUGGACCUGAUUGUCCCAAUAGGAUUGUACAAAAAGGCACACAGUAUUCACUUUGCAUCUUUCGAACUAGCAAUGGCUGUGGCUGGGGUGUAAAAACCCUUGUGAAGAUUAAAAGAAUGAGUUUUGUCAUGGAAUAUGUUGGAGAGGUAAUCACAAGUGAAGAAGCUGAAAGACGGGGGCAGUUAUAUGACAACAAAGGAAUCACAUAUCUCUUUGAUCUGGACUAUGAAUCUGAUGAAUUCACAGUGGAUGCAGCUCGAUAUGGAAAUGUGUCUCAUUUUGUGAAUCACAGUUGUGACCCAAAUCUUCAGGUGUUCAAUGUUUUCAUUGAUAACCUCGAUACUCGUCUUCCCCGAAUAGCAUUAUUUUCCACGAGAACCAUAAAUGCCGGAGAAGAGCUCACUUUUGAUUAUCAGAUGAAAGGUUCUGGAGAUAUAUCUUCAGAUUCUGUUGACCACAGCCCAGCCAAAAAGAGGGUCAGAACUGUGUGCAAAUGUGGAGCUGUGACUUGCAGAGGUUACCUCAACUGAAUUUUCAGGAAAUAGAGCUGAUGAUAAUUGUAGUUUUCUUUUUUUCUAAUAUUAAUAUUUAAAAAAUAAGUAUUUGGGACUCUUUUCAUACUAUCAAGAUUAUACACUACGUUAAUUUAAAUUCAUGUUUCAAACUAUGGGCCACAUGUAUUAGUGAUGCUUCUGAAGAGAGUAAUAGAGUCACAAAGACUAAUGUGAAACAUACAUAUUUACUGGUUAGAUACCAAACCUGAAAGGAAAACCAUUUACAGAUCAGCAUAUACAUACUAAAGAAGUCUAUGUGAAUAGAGAAAUGCCUCCUUCAGAGUUUGUGUUAAACUGAUAAUGUAACAGUUGCUAAGACCCAACAUUCAACUUGCCAUACACCUUGAAUUUAGAGAGAGUUAAUUCAAUUUGGGCAAAUAUACAAGUUCUAUUUUUUUUACUGCCAUUCCUGUGUACCUACUUACUACUCACUGUACUUGUAUUUGAGAUAAAUAGGUGAUACUGAAUUAUACUCUAUUUUCUACUUCUUUCAUUAAAACAUUGGGAUCUUGAUACAGAAAUUUAAAGUCUAAAAUUAAAUAUUAAAAAAAUUAAUUACAGCUUGAUUUCAUAUUUUGAAGCAAUCUAGACCAUUAUGAUGAAUGUAUGUCUGAACCAGUAAUUCUUAAAGAUUUUUUAAUUCCAUAGAAGGAAAAUCUCCAAAAUGCUCUAAAAGUUUAGAAUAUGCUUCUCUGAAACGGUGGGGAGGUGGGACCAGGACGGUUUUCUGGAGUGCCGGGCAGGGGAAAUGAAGCAUCAUAAGGGCCCCUCGCGAAUAUGAAUUAGAGCCACACAGUGCCUCUGGUCUGAACAGUGAGACAAGACACCCCUGAGAGCAGCUGUACCUAAUGAUAAGUUUUCACACAGUACACUAACAUAACAGCUUCUGAAUUUCAGGCAGUUUUAACAUUUCCUUUCCAUCAAAUUAAAUUAUUUUUGUAUUUCCUGCAGGCUCUUCUUAAAAAGUAAUCUGUAUUUUGAAUGGAUACUUAUUUUAUACAUGAAUUUUUUUAAAUGUGAUAAAGCUAAACUUGGCUUGGCCAAAAUAUGUGCCUAAAUUUAUGAAACCAUUUAUUACUUGAACUAUGAAGACUGAAAUGGAAUAUAUUCAUUGUUUUUUUUUCUUUUUUAUCCUGUAUAGUAAAACCUCAAUUGGGAAAAACUGUUUUCAUCUCUUUCUGAUUCUGGGAUUUCUAAUUAUGGUGUCCAACGUGAAGGUAAAUGAAGCAAGUAAAUGUACCUUUCAGUAUGCUGAAUUAACGUCUACCUACGCUCAGUGCCCCAGGCUUUAAUGACCAACAAUAAGUGUGGGUAAACUUGAACUGACUUCAAGAAUGCAGCACUUCAGAUAUCUUCUUAAUCUUUAACCUCUCUUUUUUUGGAAGAAGCUACACUUUAUAAUUCAUUAUAUUGCUACCAUGUGACUUUCCUGUUUUAUAGGGUAAAUUGUUUACAUGUUUGAGCCUCAGAGUAUAUCUGCUAAUUGAAAUUUGCAGGUGUCAAGGAAAAAUACAUUUUUUAGUCCAUUUCUUAUGUUUUGUUUAUGGAAAAAAUACAUUGUGUGGUAAGAAAGUGUCACAGAUUUACAGGUUGCUCCGGUGGCCAAGAUUAUUUUGCAUAAUUUUUUCACAGGUUUAAAGAUGUAAUGUCAACAUUCUUUUUAUAAAAAAAUCAGUGUUUUACCGUCUAGUAAUUUGAUCUUUUCUACUUUUUGUGUUAAAAUAUGUAAACUGGAGGGCAAAGGGAAACUGGCUGUUUUCAGUAAACUUUAUCCUUAUUAAUAGAAAUUUAAAGGGCCUUUGAGAUUUUAAUUACCCAUGUUACCUUUAUGUUAUUAAAAAGCUGAACUUAAACAGUAAAAUAAUAGAAACUAUGUAAAUGAAGCUGUUAGGAGCUUUAACCAUUUUAAGUCAACAUUUAGCUGCUUUAAAUUAGUUUCCUAAGUUGCCAGAAUUUGUUCUCUCAAUAUAAAGCAAAUAUUCAAAGAUAAUAUUUAGAUCAAGUUUAACCUGUAAAUUAAUCCACUGUACAAGCUAUGUUAACACCAUUGUCUUCAGUAUCUACAUGAGAGUAUUGUGAUACACAAUUGGUAAUCUCAGGGUUUUCUCCCUAUAUAUGCAAAAUCUAGACUGCACUUAUUUUUCUUAUAGUUCAACAGUUUUUCUUUAGCAAAAUAAAUGUAAUUUGGCAUUUGACUUUCUAUUUAUCAUGACUUAGCUUUAUUUCUGAAUAUUUUACUGUUAUCUCCAGUAAGGCUACAAAAGGAGCGGAAAAAUACUGAUGUAUUCCUGACUACCUGCUAUUGAGCUUAACCAAAGGUUUAUUACCAUUCCUUUAAAGGUUACUUUCGUUUUAAGAGAGUUAUCAUUGUCAUGGGUUGUGUAUUUGAAUAUUAAAGUAGAAUUUUACACUUAACAUAAUGUGGAAUGGAUACUUCUAAAAUGUUUUAGCAUUAUUAGGGACUUAAACAUAUUGUGCUAAGUACUGCCUGGAAGUGCAAAGGAAUUUAAGAAGUAGAGCUAACACUCUGUGGGCCAGUCUUAGGCCCUUUAUAUGCACUCAUGUGCUUCUCAUAAAUCGACGAGGUGGGUGCUGUCAAAGUCACUAUAGGACACUGAAGGAAACAAGUUUAGACUGGCUAGGUAACGAUAGCAGGCCAGAGAUCACCCAGCUCAGAGGCAGUAAACUGAAUCUGACUAUUUUUAACGUAUUUAACCAGCUUUAGGCAGACUUUUUAAAAAAUCAGUUUCUACUGUUAGUUUAAACAAACUUCGAAGUCUUGGAUUCCUCUCUAAGGGAAAUGUGGCUAGCCACUGGGUUUCUUCUGUGAUAUAUCUUGGUAUUUUGAAACAUUUUGUUUUUCAUUUUUCCUUUUACACUUUACAGUUCUUACAGUGGCUACUUUAUUUUUACUUCAAUUAAUCCUACCUGUUUUUAUGCUCUUUCUGAGAGGCAUUUUUGCAUAGUGAUUAAGAGCGUGGACUCUGGGGCCUGAAUUACCUAUGUUUGAGUUCUGACUUCGCCCCUUACUAGCUCUGUGAACUAACCUCUCUGUGCCUUAGCCUCCUUAUCUGCAAAUGGGGAUAAUCUAUCUAUCUACCUCAGAGGGUGGUUGUGAGGAUUAAAGGAGGUAAUAUACAGUGUGUAAAAGAAUUAAGCAUUGUCACAGAGUAAGCACCAUAUAUAAGCAUUUGCUAUAGUUAUUCUGUACUAUAAACCUGUACAUUAAAAUCUUUGGUGAUCACUAGAAGUUUUUUGAUCAGUGUCUUCUAGUGCUGUUAGCCCUUAAAUUUCUUCAGCCAGCAUUUACUAUGCCAGACUCACAUAAUAAAUCAAUGAAAAUGUGGCAGUAUGUAAUAUUAAAUUGAUGGUGUGAUUAUAAAAUGCCAAGAAUAUAUUCAGAAGAAUGUUUACAGGCAUGUUUUGAACACCUACCUUGGAUCAUAAGCUGUACUAUUAAGAUGAAAUCUUAAAUGUCAGUGAACAUAUACGAAUGUAUAUAGUUACAUUUAUUACAUGAUUUAUGAUAAUGAAGUGUAACAUUUAGAGCUAUAAAUAAAAAAUGAAGUCUCUUGGUUUCUGUAAUAGGCCUAUUGUAGUUGUUAUUAGAUAUCAACCCAUGGUUUGCAGUCCCUGCUGGUUCUCUCCAGUGAUUUCAUAUUCACUUUGAAUUUAGGUGGUAGUCCUCAUAGGGGAGAUGGGAAAAUGAAAUGUAUAUAACUGGAAUCCUGCCCCUCUCACACUGAGUGGGUAGAGGUGUGUCAUCAAAAGCUCAGAGCAGCAGCUGAGCUAGAAAAAAGGGGUGAGGGUUCACUUAAAACUCCUUGUGUUCGGCCUUCUGUUCCUUUGCCCCCCAGGUACCUGACUAAGCUCAGAGCACUCUCUCUUGGUGUACAUAGUGUACAUGGUAAUAAAACUUAGUGCUGAGUAAUUUAGGGCAGACACUUACCUUAAACUGUGACUCAACAUAUUCCUCAAAGGCCAAUCAAAGGGGAACUGACCAGCCCUCCCCUCCGCCCUCUCCCUCAAGAACCGUGUCAGCUCCGCCCCCUCAUCCCUCCUCUUGUGCCAGUUUCUUAGCUGAAACUUGAAGUCUGGGUGUCACUGUCCAGUUUUUCUCCCAUGUAAAUGGACGAGGGCUACUUGUCCUCCUCCCAACAUUUGGGGAUAGAACAUUGCCUUCUGGGGGGAUGAGAGGGCUGGCUUCCUGGGUCCUCUUGGCAUUGGUUCCUCUGAGCACCCACUUUAUUUUCCUCUCCCACUGACUCUAAGUCUUGUAACUCUAAUUAGUUUUGUGGAUCCAAUACUUACUUUUGGUCCAGUUACCAUACAGCGUGGUGGUAAUGCAUAUCAUUAUUAGUUUGAUUGAUCCCAAAAUGUGUUUUAGAGACGCCACCUAAACUUGUUUUAAGUGAAAUCUCUGCUUUUGCUUCCUCAACCUCUGAAUGUCAGCAUACCAAAGUGUUGAUGAAUAUUUAACUUUAUUACGUCCACAUGUAACUAUAAGGAAGUUGAAGGACUCACAGAACAC